AUGUUCUCGGGUAAACGUCUCGCAUGCACACAGCAGGCGCGGCCAAACAUAUGGCUCAGGGACAAUUGCCAGUGCAAGAGCUGCGUCCACGAAGCAACGAAACAGCGACUCCUCGAUACAUUUGCCAUUCCUCAGGAUAUCUCUAUCAAGUCGAGCUCGGAAGACUCCAGUUCAAUCCACGUUGAGUGGAAUGAUGGCCACACCAGCCACUACACCAAGGAAUUCAUCCAAAGCGCAGCAGCCCCUUUUGACAAGAGAGCUAUAGUUCGACAAGGUCUCACCAACAUCAAGCUGUGGGAUUCCACAGUCUCCAAGGAAGAUACUUCGAUCCGCUACGAAGCACCCGGAGCGAAGAACGAAGACUAUCUAAUCCGCGGCGUCCUAAACAGAAUCCGUAAAUACGGCUUUUGUGCCAUCCGCGAUACUCCAAUCAGCCCCGAAGCCACCCUAGACCUCCUCCGCCGCAUCUCCUUCAUCCGCGAAACGCACUACGGCGGCUUCUACGACUUCACCGCCGACCUCGCCUCCAAGGACACAGCCUACACCAACAUCGCCCUCGAAGCCCACACCGACACAACCUACUUCUCCGACCCGGCCGGUCUGCAAGCCUUCCACCUGCUCGAGCACAGCGACGGCACCGGCGGCGAGUCGCUGCUCGUCGACGGGUACAAGUGCGCAGACGACCUACUACAGCAAGAUCGCGAGGCGUACGAACUCCUUUCUACAGUGAAUGUGCAUGCGCAUGCGUCGGGCAAUGAAGGCAUUAGUAUCCAGCCCUAUAAGGGGUUCCCGGUUUUUGAGCAUGAUGCUGGGACGGGGGAAUUGCUGCGGGUAAGGUGGAAUUCGAGUGACCGCGCGGGGGUGGAAAUGCCGAUCGGGGAGGUGGGGAAGUGGUACGACGCCGCGAGGAAGUUUGAUGCGCUGCUCAAGAAGAAAGAGAAUGAGUACUGGGAGCAGUUGCAGCCGGGAACAGUGCUGAUCUUUGAUAAUUGGAGGGUGUUGCAUGGACGGGCGGCUUUUACUGGGAAGCGGAGGAUUUGUGGGGCUUAUAUCAACCGCGAUGACUGGAUCUCCAAGUACAAGAUGAUGGCCUUCGGGCAAGAGGAGGUGCUCGGGAAGCUGGCAUCAGGUUAG
Molecule: messenger RNA, 1134 nt
Organism: Trematosphaeria pertusa
Lineage: Eukaryota; Fungi; Ascomycota; Dothideomycetes; Pleosporales; Trematosphaeriaceae
Product: Trimethyllysine dioxygenase
Exons: 8
Coding region: 1-1134 (377 amino acids)
Biological process (GO): carnitine biosynthetic process
Cellular component (GO): mitochondrion
Molecular function (GO): iron ion binding; trimethyllysine dioxygenase activity
Source: RefSeq, a predicted model, not a curated record